AUUCGACAAUAUAUUCGUUCGUCAAUCAAUGCAUAUAGCUCAGCACUGACAAACAAGAUCUUCGUUGCUGCCGAAUUUCGUCUUUGUAAAAUAUGGUCGCUCCAGCAUGGGCCGGAAGAGUAGAUAUGUACCGAAAGGUACCGGCGGACUUGAUGGAAGGCUCGAAGUCAGGCUCGUACUUCAGCUACUUUGCUGUCGCAGGGAUGUUGCUUUUGUUUCUAAUGGAAUCCAGCGAAUUUUUCGCUAAGAAGCUAGUGACAGAUUUGGCAUUAGACUCCAACAAGGAUCCGCGAGUUCGUCUGAAUUUCAAUAUAACGCUGAUGGAUCUUCGCUGUGAGUAUGCGGUAGUCGACGUAGUUUCAGUGCUUGGCACCGAACAGAAUGUCUCGUCGCACAUUACGAAAUGGGGCGUAGAUGCCGAGGGCGUACGCAAGCGGUACGCUGGCCGUAAUAAGGAUCAGAAAGAUAUAAAAAUGUUCGACAGUAGCGUGACGAGCACUAUCGAAGAGUUGUACAGCGAUGGCGAAGAUGCAGUCAGCUUGGACGAGGAGACCCUGGAGUAUGCUCUGAGAGAUCAGCAAUACCUGUUCGUCGAUUUCUAUGCGUCAUGGUGCUCUCACUGCCGCGCUUUGGCGCCAACAUGGGAGACACUUGCGGAAGUUAUGAGCGAUGUAGCCGAAGAUCUAGUGGAACAACACGAUCACGAGUAUUCUGAAGAGGAGUACGAGCAUGCGAAGAAAGUUGAAAUGCCUGUUAUGAUUGCUAAAAUUGAUUGCGUUCUACACAAGCAGGUUUGCAUGAAACAAGGGAUUUUGGGAUAUCCGACGUUAAGGCUGUUUGUGGAUGGUGAGAGAUGGAAGGGUGGCGAUUACCGUGGGGAUCGAACUGUGGUUGCCUUUGCUGACUGGUUACAACAGGUCGAAGACGCUCACAAGACAGACACCGAAAACUCAAGUGCAAAGAACGUCCAAUUGGCUCAUAUGGCCGCGAAAGACCGUUUGGAUAGCGAAGAUGAAGGAUCUGACGAGGAGCAUGAGUGGGCAGAAAAGGUCAAGCGCCACAAGCAGCGGCUUCAUCACAGUUGGGUUGAUGCUGAGCACCCUGGUUGUAACAUUGCUGGUCAUCUAUUAUUGGAUAGAGUGCCCGGAAACUUUCACAUUCAGGCUCGUUCCCCUCAUCAUGAUCUCGUCCCUCAUAUGACCAACGUCUCCCAUGUUGUUCAUCAUUUAUCAAUUGGAGAGCCGGUGGCAGAACGAUUGAUUGAGCAAGAGAAAGUGAUUCUUCCUGAGGACGUAAAGCGAAAGCUUAAACCAAUGAAUGGGAAUGCAUAUGUGACAAAAGAGCUCCAUGAAGCUUAUCAUCACUACCUGAAGGUCAUCACAACGAAUGUGGAUGGGCUAAAGUUUGGGAAGCGCGAUCUUAGGGCAUACCAGAUACUUCAGAGUAGCCAGUUGUCUUUCUAUCGAAACGAUAUAAUACCAGAGGCCAAGUUUGUGUUUGAUCUUUCGCCAGUUGCUGUCUCUUAUCGGACAACAUCUCGGCGUUGGUACGACUACUUCACAUCGAUCCUGGCAAUCAUUGGCGGAACAUUUACCGUUGUUGGUUUAUUGGAAUCGACCAUACAUGCGACGGUAGCCCGAAAGAGAAGAUAUUGAAAGACGUGCCAUGGAUAAUUGCAGGCUAUUCGAAUGGCGCUGUGGGCGUAAUGCCAGUCAAACCAGAGGAAGAUCUUGUAUGAGUUCAUACUGUUUGCUAGCAGAUACCACCAAACUGUAUUUCACAUCAAUAUAAUUGCAAGUCCAGCAUUCUGUGGUCGAUACUUUUUCGUAUGGGACGCUUCAUUCCCUUAGAUCUUCAAUUCAGUCAUUCUUCAAUUUC
Phaeodactylum tricornutum CCAP 1055/1 is the source of this 1878-nucleotide messenger RNA. RefSeq lists its product with no specific name. The record is from RefSeq and is a predicted model, not a curated record. Lineage: Eukaryota; Bacillariophyta; Bacillariophyceae; Surirellales; Neidiaceae. The transcript has 4 exons. Gene Ontology annotation, cellular component: COPII-coated ER to Golgi transport vesicle; endoplasmic reticulum. The coding region runs from base 93 to 1655 and encodes 520 amino acids.